Parasteatoda tepidariorum (common house spider) is the source of this 1960-nucleotide messenger RNA. NCBI's taxonomy places the organism in Eukaryota, Metazoa, Arthropoda, Arachnida, Araneae, Theridiidae. The record is from RefSeq and is a predicted model, not a curated record.
GUGGAAACGAUUUCGACCAAUGGGAGGGAGUGUUGAUAGCUGUGUUUAAAGGUCUGGCUGCUUUUGUAGUCGUGUAGUGUAAUUUCUUUCAUCUAUUUUCUUUUUCACUACUUGUUUUGUUUUGCAAUCAAACUAACAAGCACCCAACUAUGUCUGUAAAUAUGGAUGAAAGCAACGACAGUGUUUUACAAGAAUACGACGAUUAUGAACCCUGUAUCUGCAUCGUUUGCUUUCAAGAAUUCGAGCAUUAUGACGAGCUAGAAGAACACUGUCAAAUCCACAACGGUGGCAAACCACCCUGCUGCGAAAUUUGUAACCAAAGUUUUCUGAAUGAAGCGGAUUUAAACGAGCACCAGGUUGUACAUUUUCCUGAUAAGCUGAUCGUCUGCGAUAUUUGUGGUAAAGGCUUCAAAUCUCGCAAUAGCUUUCGGGAUCAUUACAUUUCUCAUACAGGGGAGCGGCGACACACAUGUGAUGUUUGCAAUAAAAGUUUUACUCACCUUAAAACCUUAAAAAACCACUUAAUUACCCACAGUGGGGAGAAGCCUUAUGUCUGUAAUAUAUGUAAUAGGAGCUUCACGCAAAGAACAAACCUUAAACGUCAUUACCUCAUCCAUGCAGGGGAGAAACCACAUAUGUGCAAUAUAUGCAAUGAAUUAUUUCCUGACCCUGAUUCUUUGAAAGAUCAUUACAUGUCGCAUACAGGUGACAAACCAGUAUGCGAUGUCUGCAAUAAACAAUUCGCAGAUGUCAGCUGUUUGAAUAAACAUUACAGAGUUCAUUCGAGUGAAAAGCCGCAUUCUUGUAGUGUUUGCCAUAAAGGUUUUGUCUUGAAACAACACUUAAGGCUCCAUUACUUAAGCCACACCGGAGAGAAACCUUUUAUGUGUAAUAUAUGCUACAAGGGAUUUGCUAGCAGUAAUGGUCUCAAAUCCCAUCGCCAGAGCCACGUCGAUGAAAAACCCUACGAAUGUGAUGUCUGCCACAAAAAAUUCAGAGAUAAGAAAUAUUUCAGGAAGCAUUAUAAAAUGCACGGCAUUGAAAAUCCUCCGUGAAAAGAUGAUAUCUAUGCAAGGAUGAAAAAAGCUAUUAAUUAAUUUUUGUAGGAAUUUUGUACGGAAGUGAUGCAUUUAUCAAUAUUAAAAAAAAAAAGAAUGCAAUGCUUUAUUUGUAGUUGUAGAGGGAGAAAGUUUUGAUACAAAGUUUUUUAUACAUCUGAUUUAUUGUGUAUACUUUUCUUUGUGAAGUUUUCUCUCUGAAAUUAUCAUACAAAGUGCAUUAAUAUUUAUUUUUGUGUGUCCAGGAAGCAUUAUAAAUGCUUUUGCGACUGAAUCAGAAGCUUCCCUAGUUAUCAAGAAACUUGAAAUAGUCCAGAUAAUUUCAAUUUUAUGGAAUGUAUGUUUAGUGCUUAUAAGUAAUAAUCAAAAUUUUUGUAUAUUUGUAAGCAAGACGGAUACUAAGUGACUGAUAUGAUGAACAUAGCUUUUUUUUUAUGUUUAGUGUAUUAAGAUAUUUUAUUGUUAUUUAUUUUAUGUAAUAAUUAGGAAUGUAAUAUCUUUUUCUGACGUAGAAUGAAUUAGUUAAAUUUUUUUAUAGCCUUUUCGUGCUUGUUAUCAUUAUAAGCUGCAUUCUGAAAAGUUAUUUUAUUUUCUCACGGACUCAAUAUUGUGAAGUAAAUAUAUCUAUAGAUUGGGGAUUCUUAGCCUCUAUCUCAUUAAAUUUUCAUGAGAAAUUUUAUUGAAGCAUAAAUAUUUAAAGUGUGAAGGAAUAUUUCUGUAUCGAUACCUGAUCGUGCUCAAGCCGACUACCAUCGCCAAAGCGAAAAAUGGGGAGUUUAACACUUUCAGUCCUUAAAAAAUCUAUGGCUUGUUAGAUUAUAUAUAAGUAUCUUAAAUGUAAAAUUUUAUGAUAUUCUGCAAAUUACUUAACUACAAGGUAUCUGGUCACCUGUAAAGUCAUG